Messenger RNA from Silurus meridionalis, 2430 nucleotides. RefSeq names its product sphingosine-1-phosphate receptor 5a (gene s1pr5a). NCBI's taxonomy places the organism in Eukaryota, Metazoa, Chordata, Actinopteri, Siluriformes, Siluridae. The transcript has 2 exons. Gene Ontology annotation, molecular function: sphingosine-1-phosphate receptor activity. Gene Ontology annotation, biological process: G protein-coupled receptor signaling pathway. Gene Ontology annotation, cellular component: membrane. The record is from RefSeq and is a predicted model, not a curated record. The coding region runs from base 302 to 1516 and encodes 404 amino acids.
GUUCCAAUGCAAGUCUAAUCCUGUCUUAUACGCAACUCCUUUCACUUCAGGCUGCUCACUGGUUAAUGCUCGAACACAGAGGCGCACAGCUACCUGCUGAAAACCACCGGGGUUCAUCUGAAAACAAAGAGCCUUCUGGACAUUUGGAUUCCCGCCUGAAGUGAAGAACACAGCUUUCCAACACAGAUCUGACUAAACGUCAACCCCAUUUUGGAUUAGUUAUCAUGGUGGCAUCAUGAACUCCCAAAGGACUAGCUUGUGACAAGUGAAUUCACAUGCUGGAUUUCUUUUUACUGAAGCAAUGGAAGCAUCGCCUGUUGUUUUAGUUACUGCUUGUCCAACCCUAAUCCCACACACCCCUGCUAAGAAAUACAUGAGCACAAUGUUCAAGGAGUAUCAAAGCAACAGCAUCAUCCUAAACCACUACAACUUCACAGGAAAGCUGAAUGAGAGCAGGUACACACAAGGCAUGAAACCUGUGGAUAUUGUGUUCCUUAAUAUCUGUCUGCUGAUUGUGCUGGAGAAUGCAGUGGUUCUUGUAGCUAUCUGGAAGAAUAAAAAGUUCCACCUGCCCAUGUACUACCUUUUGGGCAACCUGACGUUCUCUGAUUUGUUGGCAGGAUUUACUUACAUGGUGAAUAUCGUAACAUCAGGGGCCAACACACUAAAACUAACACCUCUCCAAUGGUUCAUCAGAGAAGGUUGUGUUUUCAUCAUGUUAGCUGCCUCCAUUAUCAGUCUCCUGGCCAUAGCAAUUGAACGGCAUGUCACUAUGGUGCGGAUGAAGCCAUACCAGGGGGCCAAGCGUGGGCGCAUGUUUGCACUGAUCGGCAUAAGUUGGGUGCUCUCGAUAUUUCUUGGUCUGCUACCCAUUACUGGCUGGAACUGCAUAGGCAUGAUGGAGCAGUGCUCGACCGUCCUGCCACUGUACUCCAGGAGCUUUCUUCUCUUCUGCAUUACAGUAUUCUCUGCUGUGUUACUGGCGAUUGUGGUCCUUUAUGUCCGCAUAUUCCGUGUCGUAAAGUCCAACACACAGAGACUGACUGGCGCUCCACAGCGUAAAGGUUUUGCGAAGAAAUCCCAGAAAUACAUGGCGCUGUUGAAGACGGUCACUAUAGUGCUGGGUGUUUUUAUCGCCUGCUGGCUACCACUUUUUCUACUCCUUUUGUUGGACUUUUUUAGCCCAGCUCGAAGCUACAAGGUACUUUAUAAGGCAGAGUACUUUCUCGGACUUGCUAUGAUUAACUCAUUACUCAAUCCUAUAAUAUACACAUUAACCAGUAAGGACAUGCGUAAGGCAAUACUGAGACUGCUCUGCAGCUACUGCUUGAUUACAAAAGAUGGACAGAUGAGGAAGUUUGGAAUAACGUUCCUGGAAUGCAGCACAAGUAAAUCAGAAAUGCCAUCCCACAGGCUUGAGGGCCUGGAGACAACCGUAUCUACAGGGAAUUUUACACCGUCUACGAUCAAGGCAAUUUUCCCCAAAAUAUCAAAGAGUGUUGUUUUGGGACAAUAAUUUUCGGUUGAGUGUUUUGUGGCCUGGGAUAAUGAAGGAGGAUGAACCAGUGGGUCAGAAUGUACCAAAAAUGACUUUCUUAUUACAGAACUGAUUACAUACCUGCAAUAAUUUUAUAUCAAUGAAAGCAUCAAAGACAGAAAAUGCAUUAGCAUUAUUACUGGCCUACCCAACAUUUGAGAACUUUUUACUGUUUACCAGUUUACUGUGAGAUGAUCAAGCUGAAAUUAAGGAUUGGGGGGAAAACCUGUGUUCUCUUUAAGUCUAAGAUGUUGUGAAGCAAUAUGCACUUAACAGGAAACAAAAUGCAAGUAUGACAUGGUGGUAGACAUUGCAGUAAAUACAAUUAUGGGGUUGUCUAUCAGCAUCUAUGGUUUUACAUGAGAUGUGUCCGUGUGCUUCUAGCAAAGCACCCAUGACAUCCAAAAGUGAAGAUAUUACACUUCUGGAAUUAUUCUAGGCUUUUACGGUCUGCAGCUUUCACAAGAUCUGCUACAUGCAAAUAAACCUAAUGUUUAUAUUUGGACAGCAUGUAAGAUGGGCUUGAUGUCUGUUGCUAAUAUCCUCAUCACCUGUCAGUUUAUUGGGAGUGCACUUGUGGGAAUUAAUGGCAUUUUCAUUAUCAUACCAGCAAAUGUGUUCAAUCCCCCUAGUUACUAGAGCAACCCAGGAUCUUAUACAAUUAAACACAUUUGUAGCAGAUUCAAUUAAAACAUAAGACUGUCUGGGAUAAUGAUAUGUUUUGUAGCUGAUUAAAAACAGAUUAUUCCAGUAUUAAUGUUGCCUUAUGUGCACGUGUAUAAAAAAAUAUUUAUAUCUUUGUCAUGUGAAAUUUUUUUUUUUUUUUAAAUGCCGUGAACUUUUGCUAAAUUAUGAUACUCAAAUGUAUAUAUGUACCUUUAUAAUAAAAAUAA